CUUAAAGCCAGUGGACUGCCAGAACCAUCCAGUCUUGCCUUUCAGUACUGCAGUGACACGCAGGGGAGGCGACAUCUCUCCGCGGCUUUCCUUCAGUAGAGGCGUCCGUAGAAGCAGCAUACGAUAACUGCUGUGGAUUGGAGUUUCUGUGUUUUUUUGUGUUUUGGUAAAAAAGUCAACGAUACGUGGAUGUAAUACAAUUAAGAAAUUAUGAGUGGAGACAGCAAGAGUAGACUUUUCUCAGAAAGUCUGGUCCUAGACGACUCCGAGGAAGGAGAUGACAAAAUGGCUGCAAGAAGUGGCCUACAAGCAGGGGAUGAGAUUGUUGCAGCCACGAUACAUCUAGACCACUUCAACCAAGGUGAAGUCUUGAAGAUCCUUAAGGUCUUGGAGCCAUAUGAUAAAAAUAUGGUGUUUCUGACAAAGAAGCAGCUGGGUGCCAGUGCUGACCUUGGCUCCUUUGGAUUAGUACGCAAUGACUCUGGAAAGAUGCUCAACUUUAAAAAGGAUCUGUCACUGGAUGCUUCCCUUGACGGCCUGAGUGGAAAGCUAAAUGCUUCACAGGGCUUGGGGGGUGAAAUAGGUGGUCCUACUCUCAAUGGAGACCUUCCCAGUCUCAGUUUAAGUAAGCCCUCAGCUGAUGCCAGUGCCAAAUUCCCAAUGCCCUCUCUUGGGCUGAAUGGACCAGAUAUAAAAGGAGAUCUAGAUGGCACCCUUAAAGCACCUAAUGUCAGUGUCUUUCCCAAGAUCAACACCAAAAGUGCCUCACUCGACCUCGAGAAACCAAAAAUCAAGACAGACAACCUGAAAUACAAGGCCCCAAAAUUCACAAUGCCACACUUCAAUCUCCCUCAACUCAAAACACCAAAAGCAGACAUGCAUGUUUCUGGUGAUACAAGUCUCCCUUUCAGUGAUUUCAGCCUCAACACACCAAAGAUCAAUGGGGAUCUCAGUGCACCAGAUGUUGACAUCAACUUACCCAAAACUGACAACAAAAGCUUUGAUCUAGAUGUUCAAACCCCAAAUCCUGACAUUGAUGCCUCAUCUGGUAAAUUCUGGACUAAUUUUAGGAAAAAACCCAAACUUCAUAGCCCUAAAGCUGGUCUGGACUUGGAUGCAAACCUAAACACACCACAUGUUGAUCCCUCUCUUUCAAAAAUGGAGGCCCCAGAUUUUGACAUAAAUUUGCCGAAGGCUGAGCUAGACAUGCAAACCCCAAACAUUGAUGUGGAUGCUCCAUCUGGUAAAACCAACUGGCUAAAUUGGAAAUGGAAGAACCCAAAACUUCAAGGCCCCAAAGCAGACCUAGACACAGACAUAAGCGUAUCCGAUGUUUUAACUCCAACAAUUGAGGGUGACAUUAAUGUACCAAAUACUGAGCUGAAUCUCCCAAAAGCUGACCUUAGCAGCCCCAAUGUAGACUUUCAGGCACCAGACAUUAAUGCUCCAUCAGGGAAAAUAAACUGGCCUCAUCUGAAGUGGAAAAAAAACAAACUUCAUGGUCCCAAAGCUGAUAUGGACCUUAGUGCAGAUCUGAGCACACCAGAUGUAGAUCUCACAGCUCCUAAAAUUGACGGUGCGUUAAGCACACCUGAUGUUGAUCUGAAUUUACCGAGAGCUGAUGUUGAUGUUAAAGCACCAGAGACUGGCAAACUCAGGUUCCCCACACUCAAAAAGGGCAAGUUCCUGCUUUCUGGGCCAAAGGUGAAAAGCUCAUUGAUUGACGUUGAUGCUGAAGCCCCUGACCUCAAUCUCUCUCCUAAAGCAUCCCUUGAUGGACCCGAUGUUGAUUUGAAUCUACCCCAAGCUGAUGUUAAAGCCCCAAAUGUCGACAUUGCGGGUCAAUCUGAGAAGUUCAAAUGGACUUUAAAAAAGCCAAAGGGUUCAGUCUCCAAUUGGAGUCUCAAAGCUCCACAGAUUAAUGGUGAGAUGAAAGCACCAGAUCUACCCAGAGCUGACCUGAAAGGCCCAGAGUUGGGCAUUGAUACUCCCGAUUGUGACAAUUCUGGAAAAUUGAAAUGGUUCAACUUGAAGAAACCCAAAUUUGGUACACCAAAGGGUCCAAAGGGUGACAUUGAUGUUGAUGUGAAGGUACCACAAAUGGACCUCAACGGGGUUGAUGUGAACAUGAGCGCCCCAAAAAUCAAGACUCCAAAACUCAAUAUGGCAGAUCCGCAUUUGGGUAUUAACGGUCCAGAUACCAACUAUGACAUUAACCUUCCUAAAAGCAAUGUGGUUGCACCUAAUGUAGACCUUAAAGCAACAGAUCUCACCUUGUCUGCACCGAAAAUAGAUUUUAAUGCCCCAGAUCUUGACAUUAAUGUCCCAAAGGCUGAUCUGAAAGGUCCUCACAUAGACCUUCAAACUCCAGGCAUUGAUACCCCAGCUGGAAAAUUAAAGCUACCCAAAAUAAAUCUUCCAGGGUUUGGCCGGAAAGGGCUAGAGGUAAAAGGACCCAAUCUUAAUGUGGAUGCUGAAAAUGUCAAUCUUCCUGAUGUAAAUCUUAAGUUGCCAAAAGCUGCUGUCAAAACGCCUUGCUUGAAUCCAAUUAAAGGAGAUCUCUGCACUCCAGAUCUAGAUCUGGAUGCUGCUCUUAACAAAAAUGUGGAUCUUUCUGGCCCCAAAACAACCAUCAGUGUACCAAACAUCAAUGUUCCUACCCUGGAUACUAAAGGUUCACAUCUCAACCUUAAUUUGCCUCAAGCUGAUGUAACAGGGCCCAGUUUUGAUCUAAAAGCACCAGAUCUCAGCCUGUCUCCACAAAAAUUCGCAGCACCAAAAAUAGACACCAAAGGGCCAAAAACUGAGCUGGAAGCACCUGUCACACUGAAAGCUCCAAACAUGGAUAUUAACCUGCCAACAGCAGACCUCAAAGGACCUGACACGCAGUUAAAAACACCAGAUUUAAAUUUUGAUUCACAUCUCGGUGAUUUCAAUUUUCCUCAUUUCAAGCAUCCAAAAUUUGGUCUUGAAAAUCCCAAAGUAGAAGUUCCUAGUGUUAGUACCGCAGUGGAGAAUGGAAUUGAGGCCCCAAAGGUCAACAUGGUCACUCCUAUCAACACACCGGAACUUGAUAUCACAGCUGAAGCAGAUGCUGAAGUCAAAGGUACUCCGAAGAGUAGGAUAAAAUGGCCUUUCAAAUGGGGAUUAAAGUCUGGAACAGAAAGCAAUGAAGAGGAAAGUGGUGAUGAGUCUGAAACUGUUGUGUCUAAUGCCGAUUUGGAGGUUCCUGUAUUCAAAAUGCACAAACUGCCCAGGAACAAUCUUGAUGGCAUUGGAGGAACUGAGGAUAUUUUAAGCGUAUCGAAACUUGACUCAGAGGCAAAGGAUUACAUCGUCAGCAAAGGGAUCCGCUUGCCAAUAGUAAAUCCUACAACAACAGCAGGAGAAAAAAUUGACAUUAGGCAGAGACUAAAAAUGGCCACAGAAAAAUCGGCGACAGCUAACAUCUCAACAACUGAAGCAACAAGACACACUCUUAAUGUCAAUACAUCUGCAAACACAGAUUCUUUAGUGAGAGGAGGUACUUUCAAAGUAGACAAGCCGGAGUCCAUAGUGGGUCUGGUAGCCCCUGAAAUUUCUAUCCCAGAUGAACGUGACAAAUUGUCUUUGAGCCUCUCCAAUAUGCUUGGCCUUAAUGUUAAGGAUUCAGACGCUGACUGAUUUCUGUUUUACUUACCUAAAGUAAAGCUUCAGUCCAAAAAUAUUGUAAAUACAUGUAACUUAACCAAUUAUUUGUCUCAGUUUGUGACUGUGACAGAUCAUUUACACAUGAGAGAGCAACAAAGAGAGGGCAGGAAGAGGUAUUUCACACUGUUUCUACAAGUUAAUAAUACCGUACUCACUAUUUUUUGUACACGUCAGCCCAAACUCCGAUAUUUUCCAGUAAGCUUGGCCUGUAUUGUCCUGACCCACUGGUUGACCCCAGCAUCACUGCCAGCUAAUGUAUCAAUCUUGUCUAAUAACUGAUUAAACUUGUUUUACACUGUGUA
Gasterosteus aculeatus aculeatus (three-spined stickleback) is the source of this 3992-nucleotide messenger RNA. RefSeq lists its product as uncharacterized. NCBI's taxonomy places the organism in Eukaryota, Metazoa, Chordata, Actinopteri, Perciformes, Gasterosteidae. The record is from RefSeq and is a predicted model, not a curated record. Gene Ontology annotation, cellular component: cytoplasm; nucleus. Gene Ontology annotation, biological process: regulation of RNA splicing.